Durotheca rogersii is the source of this 5279-nucleotide messenger RNA. RefSeq names its product xanthine dehydrogenase. Bases 567 to 4691 code for a protein of 1374 amino acids. Gene Ontology annotation, molecular function: xanthine dehydrogenase activity; 2 iron, 2 sulfur cluster binding; molybdopterin cofactor binding. The record is from RefSeq and is a predicted model, not a curated record. The transcript is spliced from 4 exons. Lineage: Eukaryota; Fungi; Ascomycota; Sordariomycetes; Xylariales; Xylariaceae.
GUCCUCGUUCACCUCCUCCCCUCUUUCGAAUCUCGUGCGUCUUGCCUGCGUGUGGACAUCCAGUUUUAUGUGCUUAUUGCGUACAGCCAAGAAAUACCGGCACAGGUGUUCUCUGUAGAUAGCCCUGCUCUGCUCUCUACAUAUGUAGGUAAUGCCUACAUGACCUCCAUUCCGUUUCUGGAAAUCUCGAUCAGAGAUACGUCCCCCGGCGCCGUCCGCCCCUAUCUGCCUCGAAUCGCAUCGCGGCCGUUAUCUGCUAGCCUUGCCAUCCGUCGGGUCCCGGCGGCUGAAGCGAAAUUGGCCAGUGUCGAAACCGUGACAGGUUGCUGAUGGCCAACCCCACAAAUAGGCUCCGAAAAAGAGGGAGAGGGAGAGAAAACUUGGAGCCUAGAGCUGCUGCCUCUGCCUCCCCUCGUCUCUGCGGUCCAUCCAGCCGACGAACGUAACCCAGCCACCUGCCUGCCUGCCUGCCUGUAACUGUACGCAGCUCUUCUGCCGCCAGAUAUAUGGAUGAUAUCCCAUAGUUCGAGGCCACAGCUCAGAGUCCGGAGGAUCAGUCUGACGUCAUGGCACCCAUCGCCAUCUCUCCCGAGAGGGAUCCGGCUCUCCCGGGCGGGGGGUUGGCUUUAAAUACCGUAUACGACGAUACCAUCCGCUUUUUCCUUAACGGCACUCGAGUGGUGUUAGAUGACGUCGAUCCCGAGGUGACCUUGCUGGAAUAUUUGAGGGGCAUCGGCUUGACAGGAACUAAGCUUGGCUGUGGAGAAGGCGGAUGCGGUGCCUGUACCGUCGUGAUCAGCCAAUACAAUCCGACCACCAAACAGAUAUACCAUGCUAGCGUCAACGCCUGUCUAGCACCGCUUGCCAGUUUGGACGGGAAGCACGUUAUAACUAUCGAAGGUAUAGGGAAUGUCGAAGUACCUCAUCCGGCCCAGGAGCGUAUAGCCAAGGGCAACGGAAGCCAGUGCGGCUUCUGCACCCCCGGUAUUGUCAUGAGUCUGUACGCCCUCCUGAGGAACAACGAGAGCCCUACCGAACACGAUGUCGAGGAAGCCUUCGACGGAAAUCUCUGCCGAUGCACCGGCUACCGAUCGAUUCUAGACGCCGCCCGGACCUUCAUCGUGAAGGGUGCCUGCGAUAAGAGUUCUGCUAACGGCGGCUCAGGCUGUUGUAUGGAAAAUGGAGCUAGUAACGGCGCUGUCGGUGGAGGGUGCUGCAAGAGCACAACCUCUCCCGGCGAUAGCCAACCUAUCAAGAGAUUUACCCCGCCGGGUUUCAUCGAAUAUAAUCCAGAUACGCAACUCAUAUUCCCCCCGUCGCUCAAGAAGCACGUAUUCGCACCCCUCUCCUUCGGGAACAAGAGGAAGAGGUGGUAUCGUCCCGUCACCCUAGACCAACUGCUAGAAAUCAAGAGUGUCUACCCAAACGCCAAGAUUAUUGGUGGUAGCACGGAGACCCAAAUCGAAGUCAAGUUCAAGGCCCUGCAAUAUCCAAUCUCCGUUUUCGUCGGCGAUAUACCUGAGCUGCGCCAGUACUCGUUCAAAGACGACCACCUGGAGAUCGGUGGAAACGUCGUGCUUACCGACCUUGAGAAUAUCUGUCGGGAGGCUAUCGAGCGCUACGGCAAGGAAAGAGGUCAGGUAUUCCAGGCCAUUUACAAGCAGCUACAGUACUUCGCAGGACGGCAGAUACGAAACGUGGGCACGCCAGCUGGCAACCUAGUUACGGCCUCGCCCAUUUCCGACUUGAACCCCGUGUUCAUGGCAGCCGACUGCGUCUUGGUGGCCAAAUCUCGGCAGGGGGAGACAGAGUUACCGAUGGCAACGUUCUUCAAGGGCUACCGCAAGACGGCCUUAACACAAGACGCCAUCCUCGCGUCUAUUCGUAUUCCUUUGACUCGUGAGACGGGCGAUUACUUCAGAGCUUACAAACAGGCGAAACGUAAAGACGACGACAUUGCUAUCGUCACCGGAGCAAUGCACGUGAGGCUAGACAGGAAGGGCAUCGUCGAACACUGCAACCUGGUGUAUGGCGGCAUGGCCCCAUUCACUAUUGCAGCAGGGAAAACGAACGAACUGCUAAGAGGAAAGCUAUUUGCUCAUCCGGAUACCCUCGAGGGCGCGAUGAGCACGCUCGAGUCCGAUUUUAACCUCCCCUUUAACGUUCCGGGGGGCAUGGCUUCGUAUCGGAAGUCUCUAGCGUUGGGUUUCUUCUACCGGUUCUACCACGACGUGUUAUCGGAGAUCAGCAAAGAAAGCGAACACGGCGACAGCCAGGUCGUCGAAGAGCUUGACAGAGCUUUGUCGUCUGGUUGGAGGGACGAAGAAGCGACUUCCGCAUACAUCGACGGACCCUUCGGAAAGGCUGCUAGCCACGUUGCAGCUAUGAAGCAAACCACAGGAGAGGCGCAGUAUACAGACGAUAUCCCACCACUCAAGAACGAGCUCCACGCAAGUCUCGUACUGUCCACAAAGGCGCAUGCGAAGAUAAAAUCUAUCGACUAUUCGGCCGCGCUAGACAUUCCGGGCGUCGUCGACGUCGUAGACAAGAACGAUCUACACAGCCUGGAGGAUAACAAAUGGGGCGCACCAAAUUAUGACGACCUCUUCUUUGCUGAGGACGAAGUUUCCACAGCCGGCCAACCGAUCGCGGUCAUCUUGGCCACCUCGCAGGCAAGGGCAGCCGAGGGAGUGAGAGCUGUGAAGAUCGAAUACGAAGACCUUCCGGCGAUUUUCACGAUGGAAGAGGCUAUCGAAAAAGAGAGUUUCCAUAAAUUCUCUCGCUACAUCAAGAAGGGUGAUCCCGAGGAAGCCUUCAAGCAUUGCGACUACACGUUCACGGGCGUCUCUAGAAUGGGGGGCCAAGAACAUUUCUACCUCGAAACAAACGCUUGCAUAGCUAUACCCAAACCCGAGGACGGCGAAAUGGAGAUCUGGUCCAGCAGUCAAAAUCCCACCGAGAGUCAGGCGUAUGCGGCCAAGAUCAUGGGUGUGCAGUCAAAUAAGGUGACAGCCCGCGUGAAGCGUCUAGGCGGUGGUUUUGGUGGAAAGGAGACUAGAUGCGUCCACCUCAGCACGAUCAUAGCAUUGGCCGCUCAGAAGACCAAGAGGCCAGUCAGGUGCAUGCUCAACCGAGAUGAAGACAUGGCCGUCUCCGGCCAGCGACAUCCUUUCCUCGCUAGAUGGAAAGUAGGCGUCAAUAAAGACGGCAAGCUUCAAGCCCUCGACAUGGAUAUUUUCAACAACGCCGGGUGGACCUGCGACUUGAGCGCCGCAGUAUGCGAACGCGCCAUGAGCCAUAGCGAUAACUGCUACAAGAUCCCAAACUUCCACGUGCGCGGUCGGUUAUGCAAGACCAAUACCAUGUCGAAUACGGCUUUCCGUGGCUUUGGCGGGCCCCAGGGCAUGUUCUUCGCCGAGUCGUACAUGUCCGAAGUCGCCGAUCGCCUAGGUAUACCCGUCGAAGAGUUCCGCGAGAUAAAUUUCUACCAGCUUCACGACGAAACCCACUUCAACCAACCUAUCCAAGAUUGGCACGUCCCCCUGAUGUAUAAGCAAGUGCAGGAGGAGUCGGAUUACGCUGCUCGCCGCCAGGCCGUAGCGAAAUUCAACGCAGAGCACAAAUGGCGCAAGCGAGGGAUGGCACUAAUUCCCACCAAAUUUGGUAUCUCGUUCACCGCCCUCUGGCUCAACCAAGCCGGGGCACUGGUGCACAUCUACCACGACGGGUCGGUUCUGGUUGCACACGGUGGUACAGAGAUGGGUCAGGGCUUGCAUACCAAGAUGAUCACAAUCGCCGCCCAGGCGCUCCAGGUGCCGAUGGAAGACGUUCAUAUCUCGGAAACGGGCACCAAUACCGUGGCUAACACAUCUGCUACGGCCGCCUCGGCGUCAUCUGACCUCAACGGCUAUGCCAUCUGGAAUGCCUGCGAGCAGAUCAACGCCCGCCUCGCGCCGUAUAAGGAGAAGCUCGGGCCCGGGGCUACCAUGAAAGAGCUCGCCCACGCGGCUUACUUCGACCGCGUGAACCUAAGUGCGAAUGGAUUCUACAGGACACCGGAGAUCGGGUACACUUGGGGCGAGAACGUUGGCAAGAUGUUCUUUUAUUUUACGCAGGGCGUCACGGCUGCCGAAGUUGAGAUUGACAGUCUCACUGGGACUUGGACGUGCCUGCGCGCCGAUAUCAAGAUGGACGUCGGGCGGUCGAUCAACCCGUCGAUCGACUACGGACAAAUCGAAGGCGCUUUUACUCAGGGUCUAGGCCUGUUUACCAUGGAGGAGAGCUUAUGGUUGCGCAACGGCCCGAUGGCCGGUAACCUGUUCACAAAAGGGCCUGGCGCAUACAAGAUCCCCGGGUUCCGCGACAUACCACAAGUAUUCAACGUGAGCUUACUUAAGGGGGUAACGUGGGAGAACCUACGGACGAUACAGCGCAGCAGAGGCGUCGGCGAACCGCCACUGUUCAUGGGUAGCUCUGUGUUCUUUGCCAUCCGCGACGCGCUCAAAGCCGCGCGUGCGGAUUACGGAGUCAAGGCUAAACUCUUCGCCCAAGGAGGCGAGGAUGACGGGUUAUUAAGGCUAGAAAGCCCGGCGACCCCCGAGAGGAUCAGACUCUCGUGCGUCGACCCCAUUAUGGAGCGUACUAGGGUUCUACCUAAGGAGGGCGAGAAAAGCUUCUUCGUUGCUAUUUAAAGGCGUGUAGGGCCCGGCUUCGUGUACCAUAGCAGUCGGGCAUGUACGGAGGAAGCACCAUCCAACUUGAGGGGAAAUCAGGUCGGUCAUAUGAAGUUUUCGGCGUUAAUCAGUGUUGAUUGCCACGAAAUUGAAGUCAUGGGACCACAAAAGAUUGAAAGACCCUUUCCGCAGCAACCAUGCCAAUGAUCUGUCACAGCAGUUUAUUCACGAACAGCUGGGAUGAGUGUUUUAUAUCUACCUAUGAAUACUAGGCGAGUAUGGAACUCCGUUAGAAAUAUCACGGGAUGUGACGAUACAUCAACCGACGACGACACCUGAAAUGCCGACUGACAUUCCAAAGUAUGGCUAAUAGAAGGAAGUAGAAGGCCCCUGCUCAAUUAUCUUCGAAGAAUCUCGUAGUGUGUAUCAGGCUCUUUCCAUAGACGGCAGGCCAACAGCACUGGGAACGAGCCACCCGACCUAGCAAUGCCGUCUUCUCCCGGAGCGUCUGCUCCUGACACGCUAGCCCCUAUUUCCAGCCAACGUUAAGCCCCUCUACUACACCCAGAGAGAAGAAAAAGGAAUGGGGGGGGGGGGGGGUGGGUG